AUGAGUUCGAAAGAUAUACCGCCUCUAGCCUCUUCAUUCUGGCCAAUUUUCUUGAAGUCUCAGUUAUCUCACAAGGCUCAGUUCCCACCGAAUGAUACCGAUCUCUCCGGAAAGGUCGCCAUCAUCACCGGAGGGAACCAGGGCCUUGGUCUCGAAUCCGCACGUCAAUUUCUCUCAUUGAACCUGUCCUACCUUAUCAUUACUGUACGUUCCGAGGAGAAAGGGAAAGCUGCGGCCUCAAAACUUCAAGCAGAGCACCCCAAUGCCACCAUAAAGGUGUGGAUGCUAGAUAUGUGCUCAUAUGAUUCAAUUCAAAAAUUCGUCAAGCGUGCGGAGAGUGAGCUACCACGCCUAGACAUCGCUAUCCUUAACGCUGGGCGGUCAAAGAGCGAGUUCGAACUGGUCCCUAGCACCGGUCACGAGGAGACCAUGCAAGUUAACUACCUUUCAACAAUCCUUCUUUCUUUUCUGCUGCUCCCUAUUCUGAAAAGCAAGUCUCCGCGAGGAACUCCAGGCAGACUGUCUAUUGUUAGCUCAGGAACCACUCUCUUGUCAAAAUUCUCGAACAGCCAGCAGUCACCCCUCUUGAAAUCCUUCGAUGACACCAAAACUGGCCCAAGUGCGGGAAUGCAGACUUAUAGUACGUCAAAAGUGCUGUGUCAAAUGUUUGUCUACAAACUCGUCGAUCUUGUGUCCGCAGACGAUGUGGUCGUAAACCUGGUGGAUCCAGGAAUGACCAGGGGGACGGGAUUAAACCGCGAUGUGCCCAAAAUUGUGAGGGGCUUAGUUCUUCCGGCGCUGCUUGCGAUAUCUCGCACGGUAACGGAUGGUGCUUCUGCAUAUUUGGAUGCCACUGUCGUGAAAGGAAAAGAAUCACAUGGGUGUUUCUUGAUGGAUUGGGAGAUCCGGCCGUUCCCUGCUCUUCUAUACACGACAAAAGGAAACACUACCAUUGAAAGAUUGUGGCGAGAGACAUUGAAUGAGUUUUAUUUCGCUGAUAUUCCAAGCAUAUUGGAGACCAUGAAGAAUUGA
Molecule: messenger RNA, 1032 nt
Organism: Aspergillus affinis
Lineage: Eukaryota; Fungi; Ascomycota; Eurotiomycetes; Eurotiales; Aspergillaceae
Exons: 2
Coding region: 1-1032 (343 amino acids)
Source: RefSeq, a predicted model, not a curated record